Molecule: messenger RNA, 1563 nt
Organism: Alligator sinensis (Chinese alligator)
Lineage: Eukaryota; Metazoa; Chordata; Crocodylia; Alligatoridae
Gene: CS
Product: citrate synthase
Exons: 10
Coding region: 180-1463 (427 amino acids)
Biological process (GO): citrate metabolic process; tricarboxylic acid cycle; carbohydrate metabolic process
Cellular component (GO): mitochondrial matrix
Source: RefSeq, a predicted model, not a curated record
CUUGGGAGUGGGGGAGCCUGCCUGCGAGCACGAGGCCUCUGGGGGUUCACAUUGCUUCCCCCUGGUAAGCUGAGGCCUGAGGGAUCUCCCUGCGUCUCUCCCUGCAGAAUGCGCCAUGUAUCCUCUUCGCUGCCCGGCAUGCCAGCUCAGCCACAAACCUGAAGGAUGUCCUGGCCAACAUGAUCCCCAAGGAGCAGACGAGGAUCAAGAGCUUCAGGCAGCAGUACGGCAACACAGUCAUUGGCCAGAUCACUGUGGACAUGAUCUACGGCGGGAUGAGAGGCAUGAAGGGGCUCAUCUAUGAGACAUCCGUACUGGACCCUGAUGAGGGCAUCCGUUUCCGUGGAUACAGCAUACCCGAGUGCCAGAAGCUGCUGCCCAAAGCCCCUGGCGGGGAGGAGCCCCUGCCUGAAGGGCUCUUCUGGCUACUGGUAACAGGAGACAUCCCCACUCAGGAGCAGGUGACCUGGCUGUCCCGAGAGUGGGCCAAGAGGGCCGCACUGCCCUCCCAUGUGGUGACCAUGCUGGACAACUUCCCCACCAACCUGCACCCCAUGUCACAGCUCAGCGCCACCAUCACUGCCCUCAACAGCGAGAGCAACUUUGCCCGUGCCUACUCAGAGGGCAUCAACCGGGCCAAGUACUGGGAGUUCAUCUAUGAGGAUGCCAUGGACCUGAUCGCCAAGCUGCCUUGCAUCGCGGCCAAGAUCUACCGCAACCUGUACCGCGAGGGCAGCAGUAUCGGCGCCAUCGACCCUGGCCUGGACUGGUCGCAUAACUUCACCAACAUGCUGGGCUACAGUGAGCCCCAGUUCAUCGAGCUCAUGCGGCUCUACCUCACUAUCCACAGUGACCAUGAGGGUGGAAAUGUCAGCGCUCACACCAGCCACCUCGUGGGCAGCGCCCUCUCUGACCCGUACCUCGCCUUCGCUGCCGCCAUGAACGGGCUGGCCGGGCCACUGCACGGCCUCGCCAACCAGGAGGUGCUGCUGUGGCUGACCAACCUGCAGAAGGAGCUGGGCCAGGAGGUGUCGGAUGAGAAGCUGCAGGAUUUCAUCUGGAACACGCUGAACUCGGGCAGGGUGGUGCCAGGCUACGGGCAUGCGGUGCUGCGGAAGACGGACCCACGCUAUACUUGCCAGCGGGAGUUUGCCCUCAAGCACCUGCCCAACGACCCCAUGUUCAAGCUGGUGGCCCAGCUCUACAAGAUCGUGCCCAAUGUGCUGCUGGAGCAGGGCAAGGCCAAGAACCCCUGGCCCAACGUGGAUGCCCACAGCGGGGUGCUGCUCCAGUACUAUGGCAUGAAGGAGAUGAACUACUACACGGUGCUGUUCGGCGUCUCCCGGGCCCUGGGUGUUCUGUCGCAGCUCGUCUGGAGCCGGGCUCUCGGCUUUCCCCUGGAGAGACCCAAGUCCAUGAGCACGGAUGGCCUCAUGCAGCUUGUGGGCUUCAAGUCGGGCUAAAGGGACGGGGCCCCGUGGCACCUGAGGGAAUGUGGAAAGAGACAGUGCACCUCUGCGACAGGGUCCGAGCAGGCUAGAAUUAAACCGCUCUGAGGCACUG